Erpetoichthys calabaricus (reedfish) is the source of this 3232-nucleotide messenger RNA. RefSeq lists its product as uncharacterized. Gene Ontology annotation, molecular function: nucleic acid binding. The record is from RefSeq and is a predicted model, not a curated record. Gene Ontology annotation, biological process: DNA integration. The transcript has a single exon. Lineage: Eukaryota; Metazoa; Chordata; Cladistia; Polypteriformes; Polypteridae. The coding region runs from base 119 to 3232 and encodes 1037 amino acids.
UGAAAGUGAGAGUGAAGAAAAUAAAUCUGAUACUGACAAUGAGUUAGGACUGUAUUCUUUGUCUCAAAAAGGCAAAUAUUCACGAAUUUCCGUGCUGCCUAUAGUAAACGGGAAGAAAAUGGAAAUGGAAUUGGAUACUGGAGCUGCAGUGUCUUUGAUUCCUUGGGAGCAGUACAGAAGCACACUGAGCCAAGUGGCUCUGCAACCCACGGAUAUCAUGCUAAAGACAUACACUGGGGAGCCACUGGCACCAGAAGGGGUUAUCAAAGUGCAGGUCAAAUUAAAUAAUCAAUGUGCUAAGUUGCCUUUGUAUGUAGUGAAAGUAGAUGCACCCCUACUGUUUGGUAGAGAAUGGCUGAGAGUUAUUAAACUGAACUGGAAAGACUUAAAGAUGGUGCAUGCCAUUGAGCAAAGAAAAAAAGAAAACUUGGAGUCUGUGUUAAAGAGACACUCAGCUGUUUUCUCUAAAAAGCUAGGCACAAUGAAAGGAAUUAAGGCCAGACUGACUCUCAGACCUAACAGUGCACCCAAAUUCUGUCCACCAUGGAACGUCCCUUAUGCUCUUCGACCUCGAGUGGAGGCCGAAUUAAAACGCCUGACUGCGCUUGGGGUGAUCUCACCAGUGGAGCACAGUGACUGGGCCACACCCGUGGUGCCCGUAAGCAAAAAGGAUGGCACAAUUAGACUUUGUGGGGAUUUCAAGGUUACACUUAACCCAUCUCUCUGUGUGGAUAAAUACCCGAUUCCACGCAUUGAGGACCUUUUUGCCUCGCUAGCAGGUGGUCAACACUUUAGUAAAUUAGACUUGUCAAAUGCCUACCUACAGAUGGAGGUGGAAGAGAAGUCUAGGAAGCUGCUGACUAUCUCAACGCAAAAAGGACUAUUCUGUUUUAAUCGCUUACCCUUUGGUGUAGCGUCAUCACCCGCUUUAUUUCAGAAGGCUAUGGACCAAAUGCUUCUUGGAUUGCCGUAUACUCACUGUUACCUGGAUGACAUCCUUGUGAGUGGCCCUGAUGAGCAGACCCACCUCAAAACUUUGGAUACAGUUCUGGGUAGGCUAGAGGAGUAUGGCCUGCAUCUCAAGCAAGAGAAGUGCUUGUUCUUCCAGGAGUCUGUGGAAUAUUUGGGUCACAUAAUUGAUGUAGCAGGACUUCACAAAUCACCAGAAAAGGUGCGUGCCAUUGUGGAGGCCCCAGCACCACAGGAGGUUAGUCAAUUGCGUUCUUUUCUGGGAAUGUUAAACUACUAUGGACGCUUCAUCCCUGACCUGUCCACUAUCUUGAAAGCACUGAAUGAACUGCUAAAUAAGGAAAAGCAAUGGCAGUGGACAUCAGCCUGUGAGUCCGCUUUCCAGGAAGCUAAAUUACUCCUAGUAUCGCAGGAUGUAUUGACUCAUUAUCAUCCAGAACUGCCUCUUCGACUUGCGUGCGAUGCUUCACCUUAUGGGGUCGGAGCUGUGCUCUCACACGUCAUGCCUGAUGGCAAAGAAAAACCGAUAGCCUAUGCAUCACGAACUCUUAGUAAAGCGGAACAAAAUUAUGCUCAGAUUGAGAGGGAGGCGCUAGCGAUAGUCUUUGGAGUACGCAAGUUCCACCACUAUCUCUAUGGUAACAAGUUCACGCUGCUCACGGACCAUCGCCCAUUAACCUCCAUCUUGAGCCCAUCGAAAAGUACGCCUUCAAUGGCUGCCGCCCGAAUGCAGCGUUGGGCAUUCCUCCUGUCUGCGCAUGAUUACACCAUUCAAUAUCGGAAAGGUGCAUUACAUGCCAAUGCUGAUGGUCUUUCACGCUUACCAAUCCCCCAUGCUCACGAAGAGAAACUAAGCGCAGUAGACGUAUUUUACACAUCUCAGUUGGAAACCCUACCAGUUAGUGACACCGAGAUCAGACGGCACACCAUGUCUGACCCUAUUUUAUCUCGUGUUUUGGAAAUGGUCACCACUGGGCAUUUUCCAGCUGCAAAGGAUGCAGAUGAAGAAAUGGCACCCUACUUACUGCACUGGCAUGAUCUCACAAUACAACUGGGAUGCCUCCUGUGGGGUGUGAGAGUGAUUGUUCCAGCAAAACUGCGCCCCCGGGUUCUGAAAGAGCUCCAUAUAGCACAUCCCGGUAUAGUGCGAAUGAAAAGCUUGGCACGCAGUUAUGUAUGGUGGCCUGGCAUUGACUCUCAAAUUGAGCUCCAAGCUAAAUCCUGCCACUCUUGUCAGAGUAUGCAAAAAGAGCCCGGGCUAGCACCUUUACACCUUUGGAUGUGGCCCACUAGUCCCUGGGAAAGGAUACAUGUGGACUUUGCGGGUCCAUUUGAAGGAAAUAUGUACUUGAUAGUGAUAGAUGCACAUUCCAAGUGGCCUGAGGUACAUAUUAUGGACAACACCACAGCCAGUAAGACCAUUCAAGUGCUCAGGAGCCUUUUUAGUCGAUAUGGCAUUCCACACAUCCUUGUGAGCGACAACGGACCUCAGUUCUGUUCUGAAGAGUUUGGUACAUUCUUGAAGUCCAACGGAGUAAAACAUAUCCGCUCAGCACCAUACCAUCCUGCCACCAAUGGCUUGGCAGAGCGUUUCGUGCAGACAUUCAAACAUUCCUUAAAAUCUUCUAGAGGCACAGCACUUGUGCAACAACGCCUGGAUACAUUUCUUUUAACAUACCGCAAUACCCCUCAUGCAACAACAAAGGAGACACCAGCUAUGUUGUUCCUCGGACGCAAGCUGCGAUCACGGCUGGAUUUCCUGAAACCCAAUAUUGCUGGUGUAGUGCACAGGUCACAAGAUGCUCAACAAGAGCGCCGCCAACCACACUCCAAGGACAGACGGUUUGAAUUAGGAGAGCCUGUCCUUGUGCGUGAUUAUAGGAAGGGGGAGGAGAAGUGGACCCAAGGUGUUGUCAUGGAGAAGACUGGACCAGUGUCAUACAAGAUUAAUGUGGGGCAACAAGGAGUAUGGAAACGCCAUGUGGACCAGAUGCUGACACGACCCGAUCCAGAGCUUCAGCAGUCUGCAGUGAACCUUCCUGUGGACCCCCCGGUGUUACUACCCCAGAGUGAUAAUAGUAGCACACAUCACCCUAGUACUUCUCACCAUGACAAGAAUGAUCCAGUUCCAGAGAUAGAUAUACUACCGAAAACACCCAAGUCCACUGAUUCACAAAACACAGAGCAUACUCUGGUAACAGAGACUGUCAGACGUUAUCCUGUGAGGAUCACUAAACCACCACUACGCUACCAUGAUGAGUGA